AUGAUCCGGUCGACUGGCGAUAUUUAUGAUGGUCAUUGGUUUGACAGCAAGAUGCAUGGAUCGGGUACAAUGCUGUAUGCGGAUCGCAGAAUAUAUACUGGUGGUUGGUUGAAUGGUAUGAAAUCGGGUUCGGG
Messenger RNA from Adineta steineri, 134 nucleotides. The record is from the annotation of a GenBank genome assembly. NCBI's taxonomy places the organism in Eukaryota, Metazoa, Rotifera, Eurotatoria, Adinetida, Adinetidae.